AUGACCGUAAACGCGAACUACGGGCUGCUGCGUUCGUUGAACGUUUUGUUUUACAUUUCGUCCAUUUUCGGCGUCAUACCGUACUCGUUGCGCGUGUUCGCCAAGCGCCACGUGUUGCAGGUGUCGAUCAUUGGUAACGUUUGGGUCGUAUGCAGCUUGAUCGUGUAUACGGGGCUCUACCAUGUUGCCACCACCAACUACGUGAACGAGGACUGGGGCACACAAAAAACGCUCACCAGCGCGAUUGGCAUCUUCAUCAUCUACAUGGAACCGCUGAUGAUGGCGUCGGACAUGGUGGCUGGCAUGAUCAACCAGAAGCGGCUUACAGUGUGUUUCGAUCGUAUCGCACGAGUUGACAGUCUCCUGUCCGGGGAAGGCAUCCUGAUCAACGAUCUACGGCUUCGGCAUACCUGCAUCGCGCUGUUACUGCUUGUGCUGUUGUUCGAGGCGAUCAUCACGGGGUACAGCUUUGUGGUGUUUGAAGAACACCUGACGCUUUGGUCGAUGAUAUGGUUCAUAACGGCCAUUCCGACGGCACUGAACUCGGUGUGUCGCACGUGGUACGUCAUGCUUGUGGCCGCCGUUCGCCAACGUUUCAACGCAAUGAACGCGCACAUGAACGUCAUAGCGAACGGUGUAUUGCACUACAAGGAUCGGUUCGUUGGAGACCAGGACACGGACAUCACCGAGAUCCCGCUCGAUUACCUUGAGAAAGAGAUUUUCACCGUGUACGCGCAACACAAGCAGAAGCUGGGUGUGGCGUCACCACCGAAAAAACCCACCACCAAAAUUAUCACAGUAAAGGCGUACCAGGAGAAGCAACCGAUGGGUCAGAAUGUGGGACCACAACCGGUCAUUCCUCGGCGCAACAGCGCCAUUCAGCCAUGGGAAAACACGGAAGGUCUGGGACCUGCUCAGCAGUACCUUCCAAGUGAUCUUCGGCAGCGGCCCAACAUCGAGCACCGGAUGGACAAUAAGCUGAUUCUGAUCUGCCGCAUGCACGAUGAGCUGUGCGAGAUUGGCAAGAUCGUCAACCGUAUGUUUAGCGUGCAGAUGCUCGUUGCGAUGGCGCAUGGUUUCGUGGCGAUAACGGCACAGUUCUACUUCCUCUACUGUGGGUUGACGAACCAGGAAGUUCCGGUACUGUUCCGCUCCGCCGAGGUAUUCCUGCUUUCGUUGACGUACAUCGGUUACACCGGGCUCAAGUGCGUUGUGCCGAUAUUUGUGUGCUGGAAAACGAGAACCGAUUCGCAAAGGACCGGCAUCGAAAUGCACUACCUAGCGAAUGCGGUAGACGAGUGCCAUUGCUACGAGGUGGUGAACCACCUUUCGUUGAAGCUGUUGAAUCAUCAUCUCAACUUUAGCGCGUGUGGCUUUUUCGAUCUGGAUAUGACGACGCUGUAUGCGAUUACCGGCGCAAUCACGAGCUACCUGAUCAUACUGAUCCAGUUCAAUCUGGCAGCGAUACAGAAGUCUAGCAGCAACUCGACAACCACCGCCUCCAACGAAACCUCCACAGCCCUGGCGAUUAUUGAAGAUGUCGUCAGUACUGCGAUUUCGACGUACGUUUCCAAUUGA
This is a messenger RNA of Anopheles nili, 1578 nucleotides long. Its product is annotated as gustatory receptor for bitter taste 66a-like. Gene Ontology annotation, cellular component: dendrite; axon; neuronal cell body. The record is from RefSeq and is a predicted model, not a curated record. The coding region runs from base 1 to 1578 and encodes 525 amino acids. The transcript is spliced from 3 exons. Lineage: Eukaryota; Metazoa; Arthropoda; Insecta; Diptera; Culicidae. Gene Ontology annotation, biological process: sensory perception of taste.